This is a messenger RNA of Alternaria novae-zelandiae, 273 nucleotides long. RefSeq lists its product as uncharacterized. The record is from RefSeq and is a predicted model, not a curated record. The transcript is spliced from 2 exons. Bases 1 to 273 code for a protein of 90 amino acids. Lineage: Eukaryota; Fungi; Ascomycota; Dothideomycetes; Pleosporales; Pleosporaceae.
AUGAGCUGCAUACGCCGCUUGUCGGAGGUAGAAGACGCGGAAGAAGACGAGAUAGACGAGACUGAAGAUUGCUAUGUCCUGGAGGAGCCGCAGACAAUAUCAUGUAGCGACAAAGAGGACCCCGAUACCAGCGACUCUGACGCUAGCGACGAGGAAAUGUCUAAUGACAGUAAUGGAAUAGAUCUCGCCGAUACAGGCGAUGAGGAACAGGACGUCAGCGACAAGGGUCAGUCAAGCGUACAAGAAGGAGAGACACUAGAGGAAGCCGAGUAA